GUAGUGACGUCAGUCGUCGCAGGUAGUGACGUCACAGUCCCCGUGUAGCGCGAAAACCAGAAUUAGUCUCAACUUCAAGUGCGCAACGGUAAUAUUUAGUAACUCCAUAAAGGCAGCAAAAAUGUCCAAAAUAGACAAGAUGAGCAUCCUCGGGGUGCGAAGCUUCGGGAUUGAGGACAAAGACAAACAAGUGAUCGCCUUCGUCACGCCUCUCACGGUCCUUGUCGGACCCAACGGAGCUGGCAAAACGACUAUUAUUGAGUGCCUUAAAUACGCAACUUCAGGAGAACUUCCCCCAGGUUCUAAGGGUGGUGCUUUCGUCCAUGAUCCAAAGGACGCCCACGAGACAGAUGUGCGAGCACAGAUCAAACUUUUAUUCUCUGACGUCAACGGAGAAAAAAUCACCAUCCAGCGCUCCAUGUCCUGCACCCAGAAAGCCAAAAACUACUCCUUUAAAAGCCUUGAACAGGUUAUUACGAGAAUGAAGGAUGGGGAGAGGAUAAGCAUGUCGAAUAAAUGUGCUGACAUGGACCGGGAGAUGAUUUCUGCGCUUGGUGUAUCAAAGCCUGUGUUGAAUCAUGUCAUAUUCUGCCACCAAGAGGAGUCUAACUGGCCACUUAGUGAGGGCAAGGCGCUUAAAGAAAAAUUUGAUUCCAUCUUUGCUGCAACAAAGUACAUCAAAGCUCUAGACACGAUGCGUCAGCUGCGCCUCAAACAGAGCAACACGGUGAGAGAGUGUCAGGUGGAGUUACGCUUUCUGAAGCAGAACAAGGAGAAAGCCCAGCAGAUUCGAGAGAUUAUCGCCAACAAGGAGGCUCAGUUGAUGGCUUCUAAGGACAACAUCCAGAUGAUAGAGAACCAGAUUGAUCCACUGGAGAAUCGACUGACAGACUUUGACUUGAAACUGGGCAAGGUGAUGAAGCUGGACAACGACAUCAAGGCUUUGGACAGCAGGAAGAAACAAAUGGAGGAGGACAACAAGGAGCUGGAGGAAACAAUGGAGCAGGUGUUCCAGGGUUCAACCGAGCAGCUGCAAGAGCAUUACCAGAACCACCAGAGAACAGUGAGAGAGAAGGAGCGAAGGCUGACUGACUGUCAGAAGGAACUGGAGCGAGCCGGCAGGGAGUGUCAGAGACUCAACCGGGCCAAGGCCGACCUCCUGGUGGAACAAGGGCGUCUCCAGCUUGAGGCUGACCGCCACACCCAAAACAUCAAGAACCGUGACACUCAGGUCCGCUUGUUGUCGUCACAACUGGAGGUGGAAGGCUAUGACCGGCCACCCUUUACGGCUCUACAGUUGGAGAGCUUUCAUCGUCAUGCCACACAGAGACUAGAGCAGGAAAAAGAGGCAGUGGCUCAGGUUACGGCAGACUUGCACGAAAAGGAGCAGCAGAAACAACAGUCCAUUGAUGAAAUCAGACACAAAAAGACUGGUCUGGAGCGGACAGUAGAGCUGAAAAGAGACCUGCAGGAAAAGAAGCAGCAAGAGCUCCGAAAUGUCCGCGCUGAGCUGCAGAGACUGGAAGGUUCGUCCAGCAGAAUGCAGGAGCUGGAAAACGAGCUGAUGAAAGUGGAGGGUGAGCUGCAGAGGGCCCUGCAUAUGUCAAAUGUAGAAGAGUUAAAGGCCGAGGUGGCGGAGCUCCAGAGAGAAAAGGCCGAAAUGGACUGCUCACAGAGACAGCUGGACCAAGAGAUGGGCUUGCUGAACAUGCACACCACUGCGCGCACACAGAUGGACAUGUUGACAAAGGAUAAGAAAGAAAAAGAGGAGCAGGUACGCAAGAUCAAGUCCCGCCACAGCAGCGAUCUGGUGUUGCUGCUGGGCCAUUUCCCAAACGUAAGAGAGCUGGAGGACUGGCUCUACGCCAAGUCAAAAGAAAUAAACAGCACCAGGGCCAAACUGGCCAAAAUCAACAAGGACCUGGCAUCAAGUGAGCAGAAUAAAAGCCACAUCGCUGCCGAGCUGCGUAAGAAAGAACAGCUGUUGAUGGCUGAUGAAGAAAAGUUCUUCGAAGUGUGUGGCAGUCAAGAUCUGGAGCAGGACCUGUGCAAAGUGCAAGAAGACCUGGAAAAGAUCUCCAAACAAAGAGCCAUGCUAGCCGGAGCCACUGCUGUCUAUACCCAGUUCAUCAGUCAGCUGACCGAAGAGAGGGAACCCUGCUGUCCCGUAUGCCAGCGGACCUUUCCCUCUGAGUCCGACCUGCAGGACGUCAUCAGUGACAUGCAGUCCAAACUGCGUCUAGUUCCAGAUAAGCUGAAGAACACUGAACAGGACCUUAAGAGGAAGGAGAGGCGAAAAGAUGAGAUGAUGACUCUAAGACCUGUCCGGCAGUCCAUUGUACAGUUGCAAGAGAAGGAGUUACCUGAGCUAAGAAAUCGCCUGCAGAAUGUGAACAGAGACAUCGAGAGGCUAAAAUCAGACACAGAGGAGCAGGACACUCUACUUGCGACACUGAUGUCCGAGGAGGAAACCGCCAAAGCUUGUUUGCAGGACAUCUCACUCAUGGACAGAUUCCUGAUGGACCUAAAGGAAGUAGAGAGGAAAAUAGCUCAGAAUGCAGCUAAACUCCAGGGUGUAGACCUGACCAGAACCAUUCAUCAAGUCAGCCAGGAGAAGCAGGAAACUCAGCUGAAGCUAGACACCACUUCCAGCAAGAUAGAGCUCAAACGUAAGCUGAUUCAAGACCAACAGGAUCAAAUUCAAGUGCUGAAGAGUUCUGUGAACGAGACCAGAGCAGAGAAACUCCAGUUGAGCAGCGAUAUGCAAAAACAGCAGCAGCUGGAGGAACAGUGUGUUGAUUUCACUGCCGAGAUCCAAGCCUUAACCAGAGACAUUCGGGAGGCCAAGGAACAGCUGCUCCCAUUGUCCUCCACCCUGGAAAAGCUGCAGCAGGAGAAACAGGAGCUGAUGGAGCGCAAAAGACAGAAGCAUGAGGAAGGGCAGGAGAAGAUCAACGAUAUCAAAGAGAAAAUAAAGACCAUCGCCAUCUUGGAAAGGGACAUCAGCAAGUACCUGGACGAAGGCAAAGAUGAAUACAAAGAGCAAAAGGAGUCAGAGCUCCAAGACACCAACACACAGCUCCACGAGGCUGAAAGACACAAAGAGAAGAUUAACAAAGAGAUUGGAAAUAUCCGACAGGACAUUGACACUCAAAAGGUCCAGGAGCGCUGGUUACAAGACAACUUGACCCUCAGGAAGCGCGAGGAGGAGCUUAAAGACGUAGUGGCUAAGCGGGAGUCCCUUUGCAAAGACAUGGGCAACAUGCAAGUGAUGCAGCUACGCCAAGAACGACGCGAAGCUGAGCGCAAGCUUGAGGACUUAAAGAAGAACCGCAGCAUUGCACUCGGUCGGCAGAAAGGCUUUGAGGAGGAGUUGCUGCAUUACAAAAAAGAGCUGCGGGAAGAUCAGUAUGGCAAAGCAGACGAGCUGUACAAAAACAAGAUGAUCACAAUGCGGACGACGGAACUGGUCAUCAAAGACCUGGAUCUCUACUACAAAGCCCUCGAUCAAACCAUCAUGAAGUUCCACAGUAUGAAGAUGGAUGAAAUCAAUAAAAUCGUAAGAGAUCUUUGGCGCAGCACCUACAGAGGUCAAGACAUCGAGUACGUGGAAAUCCGCUCAGAUGUGGAUGAAAACUCCUCUGCCGGAGUAAAGCGAAGGGUUUAUAACUAUCGAGUUGUUAUGGUGAAGGGAGACACGGCUUUGGAUAUGAGGGGACGCUGCAGUGCUGGUCAAAAGGUGCUGGCAUCCCUCAUUAUUCGUCUUGCCUUGGCUGAGACCUUCUGUCUAAAUUGCGGUAUCCUCGCGCUAGAUGAACCUACCACCAACCUGGAUAGAGAGAACAUUGAGUCGUUGGCACACGCCCUUGUGGAGAUUAUCAAGAGUCGCUCCCGUCAGCGCAACUUUCAACUGCUUAUAAUCACACACGAUGAGGACUUUGUGGAACUGCUUGGCCGCUCCAGUUACAUCGAACACUUCUACCGCAUCCGCAAGAACCAGGACCAGAACUCUGAAAUCACCAAGUGCAGCAUCAGCUCCCUCUCCUCUUACCUUCACUGAGCACGCCAGCGGACGCUGUACAGUAAU
Messenger RNA from Nerophis lumbriciformis (worm pipefish), 4087 nucleotides. It is a transcript of the gene rad50, whose product is annotated as RAD50 homolog, double strand break repair protein. Gene Ontology annotation, biological process: telomere maintenance via telomerase; chromosome organization involved in meiotic cell cycle; telomere maintenance via recombination. NCBI's taxonomy places the organism in Eukaryota, Metazoa, Chordata, Actinopteri, Syngnathiformes, Syngnathidae. Gene Ontology annotation, cellular component: Mre11 complex; condensed nuclear chromosome; nucleus. The record is from RefSeq and is a predicted model, not a curated record. Gene Ontology annotation, molecular function: ATP hydrolysis activity; G-quadruplex DNA binding; double-stranded telomeric DNA binding.